Molecule: messenger RNA, 1744 nt
Organism: Callorhinus ursinus (northern fur seal)
Lineage: Eukaryota; Metazoa; Chordata; Mammalia; Carnivora; Otariidae
Gene: TMEM273
Product: transmembrane protein 273
Source: RefSeq, a predicted model, not a curated record
GGAACUGAGCAACCUCCUGGCAGUGGAGGCAGCUUCCUCCUUGUCUGUCACGUGGAGCUUGGCUCCCGUCCCUCACAGCCUUGGGUCACACAGCCCGUAGUGCCUGUUCAGAGAGGAGCCAGGAGCACAAAGCCAACAUGGGCUUGGGGGCCAACAUGCUGAGAGCCGUCCUCCUCCUCCUGGAUGUUGGAGGAGCUCCAGUGUUAGCAACGGGCAAGUCUGCUGGGGCGGAAAUCGACAUCAAGUACGCCAUCAUCGGGACGGCUCUGGGCGUCGUCAUAUCAGCUGUCUUCCUGGUCCUGAAGAUCUGCAUGAUCAGGAAACAUUUGUUUGAUAUCUACUCCUCGGACUUGAGAAGCACAAACCCAGGCUUCAACGACACCAUCACACUAAAGAAGAGAGUCCCAAGGAGCCAAUGCUUCACACGAAGAUCUGCAGAGAAAAGGUUGGAGAGAGUGGUGGUUUCACUCAAGGUCUUACAUGGAUGUUUUAAUGAACAUCCGAUUCUCCUGUUUUGCAGGUCAAACCUCAAUUUCUCCAAAAGAGAUGAACAAGUGAUUGAGCUCUGAAUGAGUGGACUCUUCAGGAGAGGUUGGGCAGUCUGGACAGUUUCAGUCUCAGGGAUGUCAUGAAUUUGAGCUUCCAAAGCUGGUGAUGGACCUUCAUGUGGAACUCAAUGCCCAGGGCAAGUAAGAGAUGGAAUAGAGUUUACAGUGUUUCUGUCCUGAAGGAAAAUAUCAGUCCUCUUCCAUGAGAAGCUGACUGCAUAGAGGGAGGCAUGAGCACUUUAUCCAGCAGUAAGAAAAGAUGGAAACCAAUAAACCCACACUGUCUAUCCUGGUCCUCCAUGAUGGAGCUGUUCAUGAUUCUAUGAUAACACUGUGUCCAUAUCAAUGGAACCUACCCAUAGCAAAUGGCUCAUGGCCAUGGGGACCAACGUCAGAGCACAACCUCCUUAGCACCACCGUUUAUCAACAGGUAAGCAUCAUUUUCUAGAAUUGAUGGCCUCACCUUCUCCGUUGCCAUAAGAAUCCCCCUGCGAAUAUUCAGGGUCCUUGAGACAUGAAGACCAUGGAGUAGUCUCCGGUCUCACGAAUGAAAGACUGACCUUCCACGGGAAGAAAUGGAGGGCUGGGCCGGAGUGAGAGGAAGGGGUCUCAAUGGCCAUGGAAUGGCCUGCAGCUCUGCAAAUGAUGGAGCCAACAAAGGAUUAAAUGAAAAAGCCAAUGGUGCACUUUAUAGGGACCUACACAGAUGUAAGGGAUUAUUGUUAUGCUUAUAGCAUUAUUUUGUGGUUAUUAGUACAAAUGUGAAUGGCUUUUGCCUGGAGGACAUGAUUAGCAGAGGCUUAGGAAACCCCCAUCUUCUUAUUAUUGCCAUUAACGUAAGGCUGUGUGGCACAAGCCCCGUUAACAUUUCUCUCCCCCAUACUAUUAACCCUGUAGUUCUGGGGCUGCAUUAUGGAAUACUCUUUGCCUUUCCAGUUCAACAGAAAUCCAGGUGGUUGCGUGGGCUGGUUCUCCUCGGAUUGGGUUACUCUCCUUGUGUGUGAUGAAAGAGAGCAAUAUUUCAAAACAAAGUGCUGUGUUAUAAUAAUUUGCCUGGAUUCCCAGGGCGUCUUUUAUCUGACUUGAUAAUAACGUAGUUCAUUAGCAGGCUUUGUUAGCUGAUAACCUAAAGCAGUAACAUGAUACUCAUAAGGAAUUUUCUGUGUGUAAGAUAGAAUAAACCAUCUUGUAAGGUA